This is a messenger RNA of Ostrinia furnacalis (Asian corn borer), 2530 nucleotides long. RefSeq names its product glutamate receptor 1. Gene Ontology annotation, cellular component: membrane. The record is from RefSeq and is a predicted model, not a curated record. Bases 40 to 2352 code for a protein of 770 amino acids. NCBI's taxonomy places the organism in Eukaryota, Metazoa, Arthropoda, Insecta, Lepidoptera, Crambidae. The transcript is spliced from 17 exons. Gene Ontology annotation, molecular function: signaling receptor activity; ligand-gated monoatomic ion channel activity. Gene Ontology annotation, biological process: monoatomic ion transport.
AAACUCAUAUGCAACCAAUUUGCGCGUGGAGUGUUUGCGAUGCUGGGCGCCGUCACACCCGAGUCUUUUGACACGCUACAUUCAUACACCAACACGUUUCAAAUGCCUUUCGUCACUCCGUGGUUUCCAGAAAAGGUCAUUCCUCCGUCGUCUGGCUUGAUCGACCACGCUGUGAGCAUGAGGCCGGACUACCACAAAGCAAUCGUGGAUACAAUCGUGCAUUAUGGAUGGAAGGAAAUCAUUUACGUAUACGACUCACAUGACGGGUUGCUGCGCUUGCAACAGCUGUACCAAUCUAUGCAGCCAGGCCGCACUGCGUUCCGAAUCUCACUUGUGAAGCGAAUCAAUAACGCAUCAGACGCUAUGGAAUUCUUGUUGGCUUUGGAACAACACGACCGCUGGGGCAACAAACGCAUAGUGCUGGAUUGCAACACGAAAAAUGCGAAAAACAUCCUGCUCGGCCACGUCCGAAAAGUACAAUUGGGCCGGCGGACCUACCACUACAUGCUCAGUGGGCUGGUUAUGGAUGAUCACUGGGAAAACGAAGUUACGGAGUAUGGAGCAGUCAAUAUAACAGGGUUUCGCAUCGUCGACCACUCGCGCAAGAUUGUACGCGAUUUCAUGGACGGUUUGCGACGAAUGGACCCACGGUUCAAGGGGACCAUAUCGGCACAAACAGCGCUGAUGUACGACGGUGUCCAAGUCCUCAUGGAUGCAUUAGGCAGGCUCUGGAGAAAGAAACCUGACGCCUUCAGAAGCGCGCUCCGUAGAGCGGCCGGUCAAGCGAACUCUACUAAAGUCAUCGACUGCAAUCCUGGCAAAAGUUGGGUGGUGCCUUUUGAGCAUGGCGAUAAAAUUUCAAGGCUUAUUAAAAAGACCGACAUAGAAGGCUUAACUGGGAAUAUCUCAUUCAAUGAAGAAGGACAUCGGCACAACUUCUCUUUGCAAGUAGUAGAAAUGACAGUACAAAGCGCGAUGCUACAGGUUGCUACGUGGUCAGAUACCCAUGGCCUUGUAUUAGUUCAACCUAAGUACGUGCAACUUCGAUCACCGGCCUCCUAUGAUACAAAUAAAACUUACGUAGUCACAACAAUCAUCCAGGAGCCUUACAUGAUGCAAAAAACAACAGAAUACGUGUACAAGGACGAACCAUUGCAUGGAUUUUGCAAGGACUUGGCCGAUCUUAUUGCGAAGAGAAUGGGCAUUAAGUAUGAACUAAGACUUGUAAAAGAUGGCAAAUAUGGAACCGAAAGUCCUACGGGAGCAUGGUCUGGUCUCGUUGGCGAAAUUUUAAGAAAGGAAGCUGAUAUUAGUAUAGCGCCUCUCGCUAUCACGCCAGAUCGGGAAAGAGUGGUGGAUUUCAGUGAGCCCUUCUUAUCAAUCGAUUCCCCUGUUACACACAAGAAAGUGCCAAAACAAUUAUCUGAUACGUUCAGCUUCCUCAAACCGCUAUCCAAAGAAAUAUGGUUGUGCGUCCUUUUCAGCUUUUUUGCUGUAAGCAUCGUCCUGUUUUUAGUAUCAAGAUUUUCACCCCACGAAUGGCGUUCCGUCUCUAUCUCUGAAACUCAGUUAGACCAUCCUAUUAGUAGCACUAAUGAGAUAAUUCUUCACAACGAAUUCAGCAUUUGGAACUCAUUUUGGUUCUCCCUCGGAUCCUUUAUGCAGCAAGGCAGUGACGUCGUGCCGAGGUCUUUGUCCGGAAGAAUAGUGGGCACGGUAUGGUGGUUCUUUGCACUCAUUCUGGUAUGUUCAUACACGGCCAAUCUGGCUGCCUACCUGAUUGUCGAGCGCAUAGCCGAGCCAGCCCAGGCCCUGCACUACCCGUCGAAUAUGGCGCACUCAGAACAUUUGCCGCACAAUACAGAUAACAGGCUAAAAAUGGUGGACCGCAUCGACAUUUUACCGGAAGGAAUCAACUUGGCCAUCGUAAAUUUGAAGAAGGAAGGAGUCAUAACGAAGCUUUGGCGUAAAUGGGUGAUGAACGCUAAACAAUCGGACUGCGACGCUGUAAAAGAUGAAGAGGCUUCAAUUACGGAGAUGACAUUGGGCCAAGUCGCGGGCAUAUUCUACGUGCUAGUGGGUGGAUUGGCUCUAGCGUUGACUGUGGCUCUGCUAGAGUUUUGUCAGCAUGGCCGAGCUGAAGCGGCGCGAGCUAACGUUCCGUUGCGCGCAGCGUUACGCGCUAAGGCAAGGAUGGCUUCGCGCACCGAUCGCAAGACUCCAAUACAACGCACACCGCAGAGAGACCAUGAUCGCCUCGGAUGGAAUGGCGCUGCUUUUGCUGGGUACUUCACUGCCGGCACUCAGAUCGCCCAAGAAGACACGGUCCACGCCAAUUUUACCCACGUCUGAUCCGCGGAGAAGGGCGGCGGCGUCAACGUGCGCCGGACGUCCAUCACCAAGCAACCCAACAACGUAGAUCUGUACCAACUUUAAUACUUAUUUGUUUGUUUCAAGGUCCAGAUUACAGUAGCAAGAAACAUCUGAAAGGCGUAUGAUCUGACAUGUUUUGCCACUUGGAUGAAAUAAA